Messenger RNA from Physcomitrium patens, 1754 nucleotides. RefSeq names its product peptide methionine sulfoxide reductase B1, chloroplastic. The record is from RefSeq and is a predicted model, not a curated record. NCBI's taxonomy places the organism in Eukaryota, Viridiplantae, Streptophyta, Bryopsida, Funariales, Funariaceae. Gene Ontology annotation, biological process: response to oxidative stress; protein repair. Gene Ontology annotation, cellular component: cytoplasm. Gene Ontology annotation, molecular function: peptide-methionine (R)-S-oxide reductase activity.
CAUGCUGUGAAAUUGUGGCUAUGGCGAAGGGACGACGAGGUGAAGCAGGAGGACGGGAGAGGACCAUAGUCGGCAUGGAGUGAGUGUGAGAGAGAAUAGGCGUUGAUUUCUUUCAUUCUUUCUUUCAUGCUCUCGCUGUUUUUCUUUCUCGAGAUGGUGCACGAAGCUUUGCAGAAGCUCGGGGAAAGCUGGAAAGCGGUCAUCCAAGUGCAAGCCCAAAAGUUGUGGCCAUGCAAGCAAGGCUUCGUGAAUUGAUCGUUGUCACCUCCACCACCACCACAACAAGCCAGCCAGCCAGCCAGCCAUCGAUCCAUUGCCAGGUCUGGAUUACACACUACCGUCGUGGUGUCAAUCUCUUAGAUCCUUCCUGAACUUUCUGGAAACGACCAAUUGUCGUGUGGAAGUGGGAGUUGUGCUUGUGGCAAUUUCUCUGCAAUUCGCCCCGUCGGUGGUGCAUUUCGUCGGAGCUCGUUGAUUGUUGUUGGGUUUUGGAGGUGGGUUUCGCGCGAAGGUGAGUGUUGGAGGAUAGAGAGAGGUGGGAAGCGGUGCUGUGGCUGAGGUAGAAAAUGGUUGCCGAGAGUGUGUUGGUGUGUAGGAGCAGUGUCGUCGGGGCUGGAUUGCAGAGCUUUGUUGGAGAGGGCGCGAAGAGAGAGUCAGCAGGGCCAGGGAGAAGCGUGUUUUUGGGAGCUCAGGUGCAGAAGAUGGGAGCGGGUAUGUCCGCGCGGUCGGAUGUGCGACCUGCAGCAGUUCCGAAAGCUUCAGGAGAUGUCAGUGAGCAGACUGACUAUAAAACAUUCAGUGAUGAGGAAUGGAAGAAGCGUCUGUCUCAACAGCAAUUCUACGUCGCACGCAAGAAAGGCACCGAAAGACCUUUCACUGGAGAGUACUGGAACACCAAAACAGCAGGAACAUACCUAUGCGUUUGUUGUAAGACACCAUUGUUCAGCUCAAAGACCAAGUUCGACAGUGGUACCGGAUGGCCAUCUUACUAUGACACCAUAGGUGACAAUGUGAAGUCACACAUGGAUUGGUCGAUACCCUUCAUGCCCCGCACUGAGGUUGUGUGUGCUGUGUGCGAUGCUCAUCUGGGUCAUGUCUUCGACGAUGGGCCGAGGCCUACUGGCAAACGUUAUUGUAUCAACAGCGCGGCGAUUGAUUUGAAGGCCGAGAAGCAAGAAGAGAGGAACUAGGUACGUCAAGGUAUAGGAAAGGAGGAAGCUGAGACAAUUCAAAAUACCAAAGAAUAUACCAGUUUCGCUGUAAUCUGUACUGGGCUAUAUCUCUUAAAAGUGACAUAUGGCAUUUUUUUCGAAUGCUUCUGAGUGUAUACACACCCUUUUAAAAAUGACGUGAGAGCUUGAUUUCAAGUGUACUGAGUGACCCUUAUCGUACUAAGGUUGAAGCUUCAGAAUUGGACCCCAAGUAUUGGAGCAGAAUUAUAGAAUUGUGUUGGUCGCUGCUACAGCCUGCAUGGAAUUGGAAGGACGAUGUAUAAUAUAACCGUACAAGCAUUUCUGGAGAUGAGAACGGUAGAAAUCAAAUCAAACCUGGCAGAGAAAACCAUUUAUUGGGUCGUCAUGUAGCUGAAAAAGUUUUUUUCUACCAAGUUUUUGUACUUACGACGACUAAAUGGUUUCUUUUAGGUAGUUCAGCACUCCUCACCACUUUGGCAGUAGACAGGAACUGCUUACAAAUACACUGUAUACAAUAUUAAUUCAAACUGGUUCUCUCAAAUGGUUCCCUUUUGAAAUGGA